AUGACGGAAAAAUGGUUGCUCAAAAAAGGGUGCUCAGGAUAUUUAGCACAUGUGAUUGAUACCAGAGAUCAUGGGCUGAGAUUGGAAGAUAUUCCAGUGGUACAGGAAUUUCCAGAUGUAUUCCCCGAGGAUCUUCCUGGGUUACCUCCUCACCGGGAGAUCGAGUUCACCGUUGAGCUCGUUCCAGAAUGGCACCAUUUUUCCCCUUGGGGUGGUCCAGUGCUGUUUGUUAAGAAGAAGGAUGGCACCAUGAGGUUAUGCAUUGACUACAGGCAGCUGAACAAGGUCACGCUGAAGGGUGCCAAGGUAUUCUUCAAGAUUGAUUUGAGAUCUGGGUAUCAUCAGUUACAGAUUAGAGAAGAGGAUGUGCCUAAGACAGCUUUCCGAACAAGGCCAGUUCCGGCCACUUUUUGGGGUAGGUCCAAGAACAAAAGUGGUUCCAAAAUGAGUGUUUUAUCUAAGUUAGAAGUUUGGGCUGGCGGUUUGGAGUUUUUCCGGUCGCCAGGAAUUUAUCAAGCCACCCACGCGCUGCUGGAGCGUGUGGCGGCGCGUGGGCAGUUUGGUGGGGACCACACACAGUCCUAA
This is a messenger RNA of Prunus armeniaca (apricot), 585 nucleotides long. The record is from the annotation of a GenBank genome assembly. Lineage: Eukaryota; Viridiplantae; Streptophyta; Magnoliopsida; Rosales; Rosaceae.